Molecule: messenger RNA, 2231 nt
Organism: Sorghum bicolor (sorghum)
Lineage: Eukaryota; Viridiplantae; Streptophyta; Magnoliopsida; Poales; Poaceae
Product: BTB/POZ and MATH domain-containing protein 1
Exons: 2
Coding region: 1000-2097 (365 amino acids)
Biological process (GO): protein ubiquitination
Molecular function (GO): protein binding
Source: RefSeq, a predicted model, not a curated record
AAAUUUUUCUCAAACUAAACAAGGCCUAAACAACCACGCUUGAUUUUAGAACUGAUUUAAUUCGUGGAAAGAAAAACUGAGACCUAAACUUCCACUUUUGCCCUGCCUCUAUCUGCCUCCUUCCUCUCCCGUUUUUACUUCCCUGAACGGAUCGGCAAAAAAGAUCGGCCUCCCUCGACGCCCGCCGCCUCUUCCUCCCACGACGGCGGCGCCGCCCGACGCGCCUCUCCCUCCCACGCGCAGCCCCGCCCCCAGGCGCACGCCAUGGCCGCUCCCAGCCAUCAGUGCUGAAAUUUUGACAGCCACUGCCCCUCGCUGCUAGCCACACGCGCAUCCCAGCACGCCAUCUCCAGCGGCCGUUACGAAGGGUGAGGUGGUGCUCGCUCGCGAGGGCACCGCCGCCGCUCAGAUCCAUCCGAAUUCGCCGUGGCGGCGUUCGGUGUGCAGCUGAAAUUGGUGGAAGCAGAAUCACCAGACAGCGAAAAGCAGGAAGCAAGCUGCGCGGCUACAGUGCUGGGUCUACGUGGCGCGACGAAGGCUGGCCGACAGCCAAACGUGGGCAAAGGUCACGGCUUUCGGAGCAAGGAGACGACCAUCUGUGAUGCGGCGACGUUUCCGCUUUCUCCAUGGCGAGUUGACAUCUGAUUGACUUGGGAACCCUUGAAGCAGUGGGUAACUAUAUUUAGUGAAAGGAAAAGAACUUGAGAACAUCACUACCAUCACAAUUUCUGAAUGAUUCUGUUGUCACUGCUCUCCUUCAUUUGGGAAGUUCCUCCAUGAUUCCUACUUUAAACUGGUGCUUCACAAUCUGCCUGGUAGGGCGCCGCGAAGCACACAAAAUCUUCUAGUUGAUUUCACUUGCACUGAUCCCUCCCACUCUCAUAUUUUCUAGGUGCAAUCGCGGCAAGGGAGCCAGCCAACUAGAGCCCAUCUUCAAUUCUUCAUCUCAAACCUCGAUUUCUAGUCUCUUCUCCCAAAUCACGCAAGAAUAGUAGAGCCAUGUCGUCAUCCACUGCUGCCAGCAAACGCCGCAAGCUAGCACGCUCCGCCUCUACCAUCAUCGCAACCGCCUCCAAAGGUUACCACAUUCUCAAGAUCGAUGGCUACUCCCACACAAAGGCUAAACCGACCGGAGAAUCCAUCGAGUCCAACACUUUCACAGUGGGCGAUCACACCUGGUACAUCGGCUACUAUCCCAAUGGAGAUGAUUCAGAGUGCAGCGCUUACAUAUCACUCUUUCUUUUCCUGAAUGAGACUGUCCCCAAACCACUGGAAGUGCAAUAUGAUUUCCGUUUCAUCGACGAGGUGGUGGAGGAAGCUCCUCCAUCGUCGUUAGCGUCAGCAGAUAUAGUCACCUUCGAGUGUCGCAACGACUGCUCGGGCUACCCAAAGUUUAUCAAGAGGGAAGAUUUGGAGAGAUCCAGGCAUCUCAAGGAUGACUCAUUCAUCGUCCGCUGCGACAUCGCUGUCAUCAACAAGUUCCGCGUGGAGGAGCUGGCCAAUGCCCCGACCACGACCUCCGUCUCCCUGCCGCCACCAUCAGACCUACAUCGACACUUUGGCUACCUCCUCCAGACCGAAAAGGGCGCCGAUGUGGUGUUCCAGGUGAGCGGCGAGACGUUCAAGGCGCAUAGGUGCGUGCUCGCAGCCAGGUCACCGGUCUUCAGUGCAGAGCUCUUCGGCCAGAUGAAGGAGAGCGACGCCACCGCUGGUGGUGUCAUCCACAUAGAUGACAUGGAGGCACAUGUCUUCAAAGCUAUGCUCUUCUUCGUCUACACCGACUCGUUGCCAGAGAUGGGCAAGGAAGAUCAAACUGCCAUGUUCCAACAUAUGCUUGUGGCGGCAGACAGGUACCACUUGGAGAGGCUCAAGCUGAUCUGUGAGCACAAACUCUGCCGUUGCAUAAAGGCGGCCACUUUGGCAACUAUCUUGCCGUUAGCAGAGCAGCACCACUGCCAGGGGCUCAAGAAGGCGUGCUUCAGCUUUCUCAGCUCUCCGGCAAAUCUGGCUGCUGUCCUUGCAAGCGAUGGCUUCGAGCAUCUGAAUGCAAGCUGCCCUUCUGUCAUAAAAGAGUUGAUUGCCAAGCUUGGUACGUAAAUACAUUGGUAGUCACUGUAUUCCGGACUUCUGUUAUCAGGUUUAAUCUUGCAUUGUCUACUAUUAUGGGGUCCUAUGUAGUAGUAUCUUCAAAUACAGUUCCGUAUUUAUUUUCUCUCUGUUAUGUUUUCGCA